Molecule: messenger RNA, 3704 nt
Organism: Linum tenue
Lineage: Eukaryota; Viridiplantae; Streptophyta; Magnoliopsida; Malpighiales; Linaceae
Source: the annotation of a GenBank genome assembly
CCGAUUGUGCUAAUAAGUCAACCAAGAACUUGCUUUAAUGAAAAGAAUUAGACAUAAUGCAUGCCAGCCAUUCUCCCCUUUUGACCUCAUCACUUCACCAUUAAUCUUCAAUCCAAUCCCUAAUCCCCAUUCCCCACAAUUCCCUAACUACCAAAAAACCAUUUCUGUUCCUUCUUCUUAGAUUCCACCAUCGCCAUUUUUAGCAAUCGAGUUGCAGACCUCCGCUUCCAAAAUCCAUUACCGUAGUUGUAGUCAGUGUGGAUAUAGUCCACCCCCAACUUUCCCUUUCUUCAAUUCCUGCUCUCUCUCUCUCUCUCUCUCUCUCUCUCUCUAUUUACUCCACUUUCCAGACUACACUUCCCCAUUCCUUCUUCUUCUUGAAUUCCCAUCCCACCACCACCGCCAUGCCUCUCCUUCUACUGCUCUUCUUCCUCCUGCGCUUCUUCACUUCUUUCCAAUCAGCUCUCUCCGCUGCUCCAUUUGAUAUUGCCUACCACAUUGAUUGCGGCGGCCCCACCAACGUCACCGACCCGUUCAACACCACCUGGCUCGCCGACAGAUACUACACCGGCGGAUCCACCUCCGUCGUCUCCGAGCCGCUCCACUUCCGGCACCCGCAGGAGAAGACGCUCCGCUACUUCCCGCUCUCAUCGGGGAAGAAGAACUGCUACAUUCUCCCUCUCCCUUCCGGCCGCUACUACUUCCGCACCUUCACCGUCUACGACAACUACGACGGCAAGUCCCACUCCCCUAGCUUCGACGCCUCACUGGAAGGCACUCUGGUCUUCUCCUGGCGCUCCCCCUGGCCAGAAUCCCUAGCUCGCGACGGCGCCUAUUCCGAUCUCUUCGCCUUCGUCAAGGACGGGGAGGCGGAUGUCUGCUUCUACAGUAUCGCCACUGACCCGCCCGUAAUUGGCUCACUCGAAAUCCGCCAGGUCGAUCCGUUGUCCUACUCCGCCGCCGAUCUUGGUGACCGGUUUAUUUUGGUCAACUACGGCCGAUUGUCCUGUGGUAGCGACCAAUGGGGGCCGGGUUUCACCAACGACGUCGAUUACUUCGGCCGAUCGUGGCAAUCCGACGAAGAGCUCCGCACUCCCAACACGUCCAAAAUUGUCCGCGUCGUCUCCACCAGGGAGUCGAUUUCGGGAGUCAAUCAGGCACCGAAUUACUUCCCGAUGAAGCUGUAUCAGAUGGCGGUUACCGGGAAUGGAGUGCUGGAGUAUGAAAUUCAGGUGGACGCGAAGAUGGAUUACUUGCUGUGGUUCCAUUUCGCUGAGAUUGACUCCACUGUCAACAAGAAGGGGCAGAGAGUCUUCGAUGUGUUGGUGAAUGAGAAGAACGCCAGCAGAGUCGACAUAUUUGCGCAGGUGGGGAGCUUCGCAGCUUACAGUUUUAGCUACACUGUGCAUAACUUGAGCAGCACUACUCUGAGCGUGAAGCUGGUGCCGGUAGCUGGUGGAGCGCCUAUUAUAUGCGGGAUUGAGAAUUACGCUCUUGUUCCCAAUGAUAUCGCCACUAUGCCCGAGCAAGUGACUGCCAUGAAAGCAUUGAAAGACUCUCUCCGAGUUCCUGAUAGGAUGGGUUGGAAUGGUGAUCCUUGUGCUCCCACGAACUGGGAUGCUUGGGAAGGGGUUACAUGCCGUCCAGACAUUAAUGAUACCGGCCUUGUCAUAUCCCAAAUAGAUCUUGGGAGUCAAGGCCUUAAAGGGUUCAUAAGUGAUCAAAUCAGUCUCCUUACGAAUUUGGUAAGCUUGUAAGUAUCUGCUACCAACAUUCUAAUGAACUUUUGACUUUGUGACGGUAUAGCUUAAAAUGGAAACAUACUUAUAGGAAUCCUAUUUCUACAAUUACUGUUAGAGGCAGUUGUCUGUUAUUACUAGACUUUUCCUUUGGGAAUUCCAACAAAUAAACUUCGCAUGCUAGUCACUAUCCUUCAUUAUCUGCUUUCUACUGCUAGCUUUCUUAGUACAGAAAGGAAGCAUAAGAAGUGAUCAGGUUUCCUCCAAAGGGAACUUACCACCCCUCAGCUUUCUCUGUAGAAGCCGAUGUUAGAUUCUGACACAGUUUUGAGAACUUCACUUUUCUAUUUGAAUCGAAAAUUUAUAUGCAUCCAGUGUAGCUAAAUAAUUAUAAUUACAUAAUGUUCUUCAAAUAUACAGGAAUAUGAGUGGCAAUUCAUUGGGAGGAAACUUACCUGAUGGGCUCGGUCAUAAAUCUCUCGUACGGCUGGAUUUAUCAGACAAUCAGUUCUCAGGUCCCAUACCAGAAAGUUUAACUUCUUCGAGUCUGAAAUUAAUGUUAUUGAAUGAUAACCUAUUAGAAGGGCGAGUCCCAGAAGAACUUUAUUCUAUUGGUAUGCAUGGUGGAUCCAUCAACCUUUCAGGUAACAAAGCCUUGUGUGGUGUACCCUCAUUACCAGACUGCUCCUUAGUGUGGGAAAAUGGUCAUUUAUCCAAGGGUGGCAAAAUCGGUAUCGCUAUAGCUUGUGUUGUGGUAUUCCUUGGGAUUCUUUUCGUGAUCUACAUUUGCUGGAUCAGAAGGACUAGACAUGAUUAUGACUUUGCUCCACCUCAUGACCUAAUGUCAAUGGCAGCAAAAAGGAACAGAUACCAAAGACAGAAGUCGUUGAUGCUUCUGGAAAUGGAGAGUCAACAUGCCAAGGCAUUAUCAUCACCAGGUCCCAACUAACAAACCAGGUCGUAUAUCCGAAGUGGUAAACAUAUUCAUCUAUCUGCGCAACAUGCUCUUACGACAUCCCAGCACAGCUCAAAUCGAACAAUGGAUGAUGAGAAGGAACCGAGAUGGCAGGGGACCCAGAAUGUGACAAGUGGAAAGUUCUUGGCCAAGAAAAGCAAGGGGGCCGUUUGAGCUGUAAGAUGAGAUGAUAAUGACCUUGCUUCCUUCCCUUCCUUCCCCAGUUUUGGAAUCUGUUGCAUGGGAUGGGGCCAGUGAAAGUCGCAUGGAUACAACCUUUAUACAAAUAACACACAGAAAACUGUCUAUAUGUUGAUGAUGAUACAAUGUAUCUUGCACUGAUUUUUUUUUAGUUUGCCUAGAUUCCCCCACUGGCCGUGGAAAGCAAAUUGGAUAAGGCUUCCCAUUCUUCUGUAACUCACCACCAUUGUGCGCCUUUUUUGGGACUGUUGCUGUUGUGUAAUGUUAACUGUCAGGUACAGGAUGUCAUGCUAACUUUCUAUAAGGACAAUUAGGGAAUUUUGAUUAUUUAAAAACUGGAUCUAAAUAUGAGUUAGGUUUUCGAGUUCGGAUUCUUCUGUGGCUGCCUGCCUGCCGUUUCGUUUUCCGGUCGGAGUCUUCACUUCAUCGUCGACGAGGAAGCUGGUCGGCCUGCUCCCGGUGGUUGCAGUUUAGGCGGCUGGUCGAUUUCGUAUGGGCUCGUCGUCGGGGGACGGGUGUGCGUAGUGGUCGUCGAGUUUCCGUCGACCAUGGUUUUCUUUGGUCAUCACGACCAGUCUUCUGCAACGUCCACCAGCCCGCCGGAUUAUGUAUGUUCGUUGAAGUGCAUCCGUGAAAUUUGGGAUUCUUGCUUCUGCUAGGCAUCACGUACGUGACGAAGAAGCAAAGGAACGCAACAGCUAUCAAUUGUAGCCUUAGUUGUAUUCAAGAUUCGGUGAUUGUUAAUGAGCUUUUUUGUGGUACCCUAGGAUUGAGGAACGAAGACUAAAUGGUUUUUUUUUUAAUUAUUG